AAAAUAUUACCUUCUAAUAUCUAUUCAAAUAUGCUGCUCAAAACUAGACUUCAGUCCUUAAAGAACAAACUUUCUUCUAACAAAACCAAAAGCUCAAAGAACAGUACAGCAGAGCAAAUCCAUAAGGCUAACAAGAGGGUGCCUCAGCCUUAUGAUAAGCCAAGUCUGCCUGGUGGAACUAAGAUGCAUAUCUUAUGAGUAUUGUCUUGCCAUACUCACUCAAGUGUUGAACUAGAGAGGUUCUAACCUAUUUGUGAUUCUUGAGAUCCAAGCACCUACAACACCAUCAAUGUGUUUUAGGUACAUGGAACUUGUGCUAUUUCUCGGAAUUCAUCGUGAGCAAGGUCACGGUGUGUGUUGUCGCCGGGUUGUGGCUCUACUUUUGUUUCUUUUAUGUUUUCAAUAUUUUGUGUAUUUCAAUAUACCUGUGAUUAAAUUUCGCACCCAACCUGCACGAAAAGUAAAAUAUCACGUUGCAGACGAAUUCGCCCGAGAGUGCAAGCGGAUCCUCGUUAUUUCAGUAAACGGGUAUGCAUACCCCGGAGAGUCAUAGUCACGUACGGUCUAUCUCGGAAGUCAUAAGGCCAUUGUAUGAUCAGAAUGGCUAGGUGUACACCCCACCAUACGCUCUAACAGGUCUGAUUUUGGCCCGCACACGUCUACCGGACCCCAGAUCUACCCCUAGGUUCACGCACGCCAUCCAGAUCUUGUUCACAUGCACUGGCAAAGCCCAGGAAGCCACUUC
This is a messenger RNA of Yamadazyma tenuis ATCC 10573, 745 nucleotides long. The record is from RefSeq and is a predicted model, not a curated record. Lineage: Eukaryota; Fungi; Ascomycota; Pichiomycetes; Serinales; Debaryomycetaceae.